Molecule: messenger RNA, 768 nt
Organism: Urocitellus parryii (Arctic ground squirrel)
Lineage: Eukaryota; Metazoa; Chordata; Mammalia; Rodentia; Sciuridae
Product: folate receptor alpha-like
Biological process (GO): sperm-egg recognition; fusion of sperm to egg plasma membrane involved in single fertilization; cell adhesion
Cellular component (GO): external side of plasma membrane
Molecular function (GO): signaling receptor activity
Source: RefSeq, a predicted model, not a curated record
AUGGCCCGGCUGAUGACAACACAGCUGCUGCUUCUUGUGUGGGUGGCUGCUUGGGGUGCCCAGCCCAGGACUGUUCGGGCCAGGACUGAACUUCUCAAUGUCUGCAUGGACGCCAAACACCACAAGGAAAAGCCAAGCCCGGAGGACAAGUUGCAUGAGCAGUGCAGUCCCUGGAAGAAGAACUCCUGCUGCUCCUUCAACACCAGCCAGGAAGCCCAUAAGGAUAUUUCCUACCUAUACGGAUUCAACUGGGACCACUGUGGAAAGAUGGCACCUGCCUGUAAACGACAUUUCAUCCAGGACACCUGCCUCUAUGAGUGCUCCCCUAACUUGGGGCCCUGGAUCCAGCAGGUGGACCAAAGCUGGCGUAAAGAGCGGAUCCUGAAUGUGCCCCUGUGCAAAGAGGACUGUCAGCGUUGGUGGGAGGAUUGUCAGACCUCGUUCACAUGUAAAAGCAACUGGCACAAAGGCUGGAACUGGACCUUAGGGUAUAACCAGUGCCCCGUGGGAGCUGCCUGCCACCCCUUCCACUUCUACUUCCCUACACCUGCAGCUCUGUGUGAGGAAAUCUGGAGUCACUCCUACAAAGUUAGUAACUACAGUCGAGGAAGUGGCCGCUGCAUCCAGAUGUGGUUUGACCCCGCCCAGGGCAACCCCAAUGAGGAGGUGGCAAGGUUUUAUGCAGAGGCCAUGAGUGGGGCUGAGGUCCCCAGAGCCUGGCCUCUCCUGCUCAGCCUGGUCCCAAUGCUGCUCAGGCUGCUCAGCUGA